AAUCAAAAUCACAAGAAGAAAAUCAGACACAUUCCACACUUUGACAGACGACGUGGAUUUUGUUGCUCUCCGUACACCGAUAAAUAUGCCGUUUGUCGAAUUGCAGAGCAAUUUACCAGCAAGCUCAUUCUCGGAGGAUUUCCUGAAAAAGCUAUGUACAUUCGCUGCGGAUGUUUUGGGAAAGCCACUUGACAGAAUGCACUUGAUUGUGAAGCCGGGGUUACCAAUGAUGAUGGCAGGAACUUGCACUCCCUGUGUGGUGUUGUCAAUAUCUGCUAUCGGGGUAACCGACACUGCUGACAAGAAUAAGGAGCACAGUGCCAAGCUCUUUGAGUUUCUAACCAAAGAGCUUGCUCUGACUGAAGACAGGAUUACCCUUCAGUUCCACAGUUUGCAGCCUCACCAGGUUGGAAAGGCCGGAACAGUUAUGAGCUUUCUAUAAAGCAGUCUAUAAAUGUGAGACAAAACAAAAGUUUUAAGCAGUUGAUAUAAGUUUUAUUCAAAAUGUUGUGUGAACAAAGAAUAUUAAAAUUGUUCAACACCUAAAAACUCAA
This is a messenger RNA of Syngnathus typhle (broad-nosed pipefish), 554 nucleotides long. It is a transcript of the gene ddt, whose product is annotated as D-dopachrome tautomerase. The transcript has 3 exons. NCBI's taxonomy places the organism in Eukaryota, Metazoa, Chordata, Actinopteri, Syngnathiformes, Syngnathidae. The record is from RefSeq and is a predicted model, not a curated record. Bases 86 to 442 code for a protein of 118 amino acids. Gene Ontology annotation, molecular function: phenylpyruvate tautomerase activity.